Messenger RNA from Thrips palmi, 783 nucleotides. RefSeq names its product ATP synthase subunit C lysine N-methyltransferase. The transcript has 4 exons. The record is from RefSeq and is a predicted model, not a curated record. Gene Ontology annotation, molecular function: protein-lysine N-methyltransferase activity. Gene Ontology annotation, cellular component: mitochondrion. NCBI's taxonomy places the organism in Eukaryota, Metazoa, Arthropoda, Insecta, Thysanoptera, Thripidae. The coding region runs from base 60 to 713 and encodes 217 amino acids. Gene Ontology annotation, biological process: peptidyl-lysine trimethylation; positive regulation of proton-transporting ATP synthase activity, rotational mechanism; regulation of mitochondrial ATP synthesis coupled proton transport.
AUUUGCUGAGAUCCAAAAGCUUCUGCUUCUGACAUUGUUGCCCUAACCACCAGACAAACAUGACUCAAAAGCCCUCGGUCCAAAAUGAUGCUGCCUUUUUCGAACUGCUUGGUGGAGGAAAGGAAAAACCGUCGGAAAAGAAAUGGGGAGCAGGAAUGGUUAUUGCUGGCAUAACUGGUGGGGCAGCUUUGGCUCUUUCGGUCAUUUGUCUGCCUUUUGUGUCACCUGCAUUAAGAAGAGUAUGUUUACCGUACGUGCCAGCAACAAAUUCACAAGUUGAAAAUGUUUUAAAAGCUCUCAGAGGACGAUCUGGGCGUUUUGUUGAUUUAGGAAGUGGAGAUGGCAGAAUUGUUUUGUCAGCUGCACAAGCUGGAUUUACUCCCGCAGAAGGAGUGGAGUUGAACCCUUGGUUAGUUCUUUAUUCUAAGGUGCAAGCCUUACGGCAAGGACUGUCCUCAACAACAUCUUUCCACCGCAGAGACUUGUGGAAAUUUAGUUUAAAACCCUAUCCCAACAUUGUAAUAUUUGGAGUGGAAGAAAUGAUGGAGGAGUUACAGUUAAAAUUAGAAAAUGAAGUUGAAGCUGGCACCCACAUAGUCGCUUGCCGGUUUCCACUUCCAAAACUCAAACCAGUCGCUACAAUUGGCUCUGGUUUGGACACAGUGUGGCUUUAUACUCCCAAUAACAAUAAAGAGCAAGAAGGAAGAUAUUGAGAGUAUUGACAAAUUUCUAAUAGCAAGAUGAUGAUAGGGUAUAUUUUCAAAUAAACAAAUUUUUUUGUAA